GUAAGAAGUAGACAACCUAUUUAUGACCCAAUCCUCCAUCACAAUCCAUCCAUGCACUCCUUUUAUAUUACACUCACAACAAUACCACAUUUCAACCAUUUUGCUUAUCAUCUUCUAAAAUUAUCCCUUUAAUCUCUCAACCUAAGAUCAUGGAAAAGAUCAAAAGAGUGAUUUUUCAGCAGCUGUUGUAUAUGCUUCUUCCAGUACUUAUGAGCAUAAUUAUUGGGGAUCCCUUUGAGUUGAGUCCAGUGGGAGGGAACAAGUUUAGGCCUGUGAAGAAUGAGAUUGCGCCCUACAAGGUGGUCAUGGAGAACUGGCGUGGGGAUAACAAGAGCAGGCUUGGGCUUGGGCGUUUGCAGUUCGUAGAUGAAGUUUUUGGGCCUGAGUCCCUGGAGUUUGAUUUGUUGGGCCGGGGACCGUAUGCCGGGCUGGCGGAUGGGCGGGUCGUUAGGUGGAUGGGUGAUGGUAUUGGCUGGGAAACAUUUUCCUUGGUCACUCAUAACUGGUCAGAGAAGAUUUGUGCUAAAGGAGUGCAUUCAACUACACCAAAGCAAUGGAAGUUUGAAUCACAUUGUGGGCGGCCUUUGGGUCUAAGGUUUGACAAGAAAACUGGAGAUUUGUACAUAGCAGAUGCAUACUAUGGGCUCUUGGUGGUUGGUCCUGAGGGAGGAAUUGCAAAACCAUUGGCAACUCAUGUCCAAGGGAAGCCUAUACUCUUCGCCAAUGACCUCGACAUUCAUAAUAAUGGUUCCAUUUUCUUCACCGACACUAGUCAGAGAUACAACCGAGUAAACCAUUUCUUGAUCAUGUUGGAAGGAGAAGCCACUGGCAGGCUGCUCAGAUAUGAUCCCCCCACUAGAGAAACUCAUGUUGUUUUAGAAAACUUGGCAUUCCCAAAUGGAGUUCAGUUAUCUAAGGAUCAGUCUUCUCUUUUCUUCACUGAAACAACCAAUUGCAGGCUGAUGAGGUUCUGGCUAGAAGGGCCGAAGAGCGGGAAGACGGAGGUGAUUGCAAACCUGCCAGGAUUUCCAGACAACGUUAGAGCGAAUGGGAAAGGGCAAAUCUGGGUGGCCAUAGACUGCUGCAGAACAAAAGUACAGGAGGUUUUGGUGAACCACCCAUGGACCAGAAGUGUGUACUUCAGGUUGCCGGUUCCAAUGCAAUACCUGGCUAGAUUGGCUGGGAUGAGAAUGUACACUGUGAUCUCACUAUUUGAUGAAGAAGGGAGGGUAGUUGAUGUACUUGAGGACAAAGAGGGUGAUGUGAUGAAGCUGAUGAGUGAGGUUAGAGAGGUCAAUGGGAAGCUUUGGAUUGGGACUGUGGCUCAUAACCAUAUUGCUACACUGUCCUAUCCUUGAUCAGACUAGCUAAUGGAUUGGUUUAUUGCAUCACUUUCACUCUUUGAAUGAAUUAUAUUAGUAGUAAGUAGUUAAUGUUUUUUUGCUUAGCCUUUUCGUUUUUUGUGACGACUCCUAGCUCUAGUGUAACUAGUGUGUUACGUGAUAAUUAAAAUUCUGUAGCUCAAAAUUGAUGAUUGGAUUAUAAGAUUUGUCAUUUCUCUUACAAAAAAUGCAUAAGAACACGUGUUCUUUUUAACCAU
This is a messenger RNA of Cuscuta epithymum, 1600 nucleotides long. The record is from the annotation of a GenBank genome assembly. Lineage: Eukaryota; Viridiplantae; Streptophyta; Magnoliopsida; Solanales; Convolvulaceae.